This is a messenger RNA of Episyrphus balteatus (marmalade hoverfly), 3794 nucleotides long. RefSeq names its product transcription initiation factor TFIID subunit 2 (gene Taf2). Gene Ontology annotation, molecular function: chromatin binding; transcription cis-regulatory region binding; metallopeptidase activity. Gene Ontology annotation, biological process: transcription initiation at RNA polymerase II promoter. Bases 117 to 3728 code for a protein of 1203 amino acids. The record is from RefSeq and is a predicted model, not a curated record. The transcript has 10 exons. Gene Ontology annotation, cellular component: transcription factor TFIID complex. Lineage: Eukaryota; Metazoa; Arthropoda; Insecta; Diptera; Syrphidae.
AAACGUCAAACACAGCAAAAAUGCAUUUGAUUUGAAAUCAUGUAAACAAGCAAAAUAAAAUGAAAAAUAUUAAUUUCUUUUCGUAAAAAUUAAAAUAAUAAAUAAAAUUGAACAAAAUGAAAGUGGAAAAAACUGCUAAACCCGAGAUAACCCGGCCAUUCAAAUUAGCUCAUCAAAUUGUUAGCCUCACUGGAAUAAGUUUCGAGCGUAGAAGCAUCAUUGGCUUUGUUGAAUUAACCAUCGUUCCGGCGAAAGAGAACCUCCACAUUAUUCGUUUGAAUGCUCAACAAUGCCGCAUCUAUCGUGUUGUCUUGAACGAUGUUUGCGAAGCCAAAUUCGUCUAUUUCGAUCCGUUUAUGAAUGUCUGCCAAUCUGAUACUAAAACCCGCUCGUUGGAGACUUUCUCCAAACAUCAUUUAACAGCAGCACAAAAAACUAAUCCAGAUGUGAAUGCAGGAGAACUGAUAAUCGAAGUUCCGCCUGAAGGAUUUCACAUGAUCCAAGAAGGUCGGGGUCUUCGCAUUGGAAUCGAAUUCUCAAUCGAGAAUCCUCAGGGAGGCAUUCACUUUGUUAUACCUCCCGAAGUCGAAGGUCAACCACCUACACCCAACUCCGCUCACAUGUUCACUUAUGGUCAUGAGAACUCCACACGACUGUGGUUUCCGUGUGUGGACAGUUUUGCUGAUCCAUGUACCUGGAAGUUGGAAUUCACCGUUGACAAACUAUUGACAGCGGUGUCCUGUGGUGAAUUGGUCGAAGUGGUCAUGACACCAGAUCUGAGAAGAAAAACCUUCCACUAUUCCCUUACGACUCCAGUUAGUGCUCCAAACAUAGCUCUAGCCAUUGGACCGUUUGAGAUCUAUGUAGAUCCACACAUGCACGAGGUCACUCAUUUCUGCCUCCCACAACUGAUGCCUCUUUUAAAGAACUCUGUUCGAUACAUGCACGAGGCAUUUGAGUUCUUUGAAGAAACUCUAUCCACAAGGUAUCCAUUCUCAUGCUACAAGCAAGUGUUUGUAGAUGAAACUGAUGUCAAUAUCGCCGCUUAUGCCACUUUGAGUGUUGUCUCGACGCAUUUGCUUCAUUCGAUUGCAAUAAUCGAUCAAACUUACGCCACCCGAACGGCCAUGACUAAAGCCAUUGCUGAACAGUUCUUUGGCUGCUUCAUAACCACUCAACGGUGUUCGGACACGUGGCUGGCGAAGGGUAUAGCAGAGUAUCUCUGCGGGUUGUACUCGAAGAAAUGCUUUGGCAACAACGAAUACCGUGAAUGGGUUCAGAAAGAAAUGGCUGAAGUAGUGCGCUAUGAAGAGCAAUAUGGAGGAAUAAUUCUUGAUUGUAGUCAACCUCCAGCUCCAUUGCCUGUUUCAACAACUAAUCCCGCGAAUGUGGCUAAUAAAUCCCAAGAGGUUCCUCACUAUUUUCCAAUCAAAAGUUUGCAUACCGUUUCACCGAAAUACAUCGAAGCUAUGAGACGAAAGGCUCACUUGGUGAUUCGUAUGUUGGAGGACCGAAUUGGACAAGAAUUGCUGCUUCAGGUUUUCAACAAGCAGCUUGCUUUGGCUACAAAUGCCGCUGGCACAAAGAUCGGUAAUGGGCUUUGGCACCAUCUUCUGAUCUCGACGAAUAUAUUUAUCAAGGCAAUCUUCACAGUAACGGGAAAGGAUAUGUCUGUAUUUAUGGAUCAAUGGGUGCGUACAGCUGGGCAUGCUAAAUUCUCUCUAACAUCGGUUUUCAAUCGAAAAAGGAACACAAUCGAGCUUGAGGUCCGACAGGAUUCGGUCAAUCAAAAAGGAGUGAAGAAAUACAAUGGUCCUUUGUUGGUGCAACUUCAAGAGUUGGAUGGUACAUUCAAGCAUAUUUUGCAAAUUGAAAACACUGUGGUCAGAUCGGAUAUUACUUGUCAUUCAAAAAGUCGUCGUAAUAAAAAGAAAAAGAUUCCACUUUGCACUGGCGAAGAAGUAGAUAUGGAUUUAUCUGCAAUGGAUGAUUCUCCAGUUCUUUGGAUACGUCUUGAUCCUGAAAUGAUUUUGCUCAGAGAUUUGAAUAUUGAACAACCUGAUUUUCAAUGGCAAUUUCAGCUGAGACACGAGAGGGAUGUUACGGCUCAAUUUGAAGCAAUUCAAGCUCUUGAGAAAUAUCCUACGUCUGCAACGCGAAGAGCUCUAACCGAUACCAUCGAAAAUGAAAGGUGUUUCUAUAAGGUUCGAUGUGAAGCAGCACACUGUUUAACGAAGGUCGCUAAUGCUAUGGUCACAUCAUGGAAUGGUCCACCAGCAAUGUUGAAUAUCUUUCGAAAGUUCUUCGGAUCGUUUAGUGCUCCGCAUAUUAUAAAACAAAAUAAUUUUUCAAAUUUCCAGCAUUAUUUCCUGCAGAAAACAAUUCCAGUUGCGAUGUCAGGUCUUCGCACAUCUCAUGGAAUUUGUCCACCAGAAGUAAUUCGUUUCUUAUUGGAUUUAUUCAAAUAUAACGACAACACAAGAAAUCACUACUCCGAUAACUAUUACCGGGCUGCAUUAGUAGACGCUUUAGGUAAUUCCAUCACACCAGUCGUUUCUGUUGUACUUCAAGGUGCUCCAAUUACUUCAGAAAAUUUAUCAGCUGAUGCUAAAGUUGUAUUGGAAGAAGUCACUCGACUAUUGAACUUGGAAAAACAUCUGCCCUCUUACAAAUACACAGUGUCGGUAUCGUGUCUAAAAGUUAUUAGAAAACUCCAAAAAUGUGGACACCUACCGUCAUUGCCGAAAAUCUAUCGAUGCUAUGCUGCAUAUGGGCAGUACAUUGAUGUUCGUGUUGCUGCAAUGGAAUGUCUGGUUGAUUUUGUCAAAGUAGAUGGUCGAUGGGAAGAUUUGGAUCAUUUGAUAACUCUAAUGGAAAGUGAUCCAGAUCCGGCAGCAAGACAUGCUCUGGCACGUCUCCUUAUUGAAAAUCCACCAUUUACAAAAAUGCAAAGAAGUCGGCUAGACAAACCGGAAUUAGUUGAGCGAAUUUGGAAAAAUAUGAACAACAAUUUAUCACAUGAUACAAAACUUCGUUGUGACAUGGUCGAUUUGUAUUACGCGUUAUAUGGCAUCAAGAAACCAAUAAGUUUGCAAUCGUCAGAUGCAUCCGGAAUGUUUAAAGAAUUUGUCAAGGAAUCUGCUGUGCCCAAACCUCGUUCGAUAAAAGAGGAUUUCAAACCCUUUGAAAGUGAUUCUCCUCGAGAUCCACCUGAAAUACCUGGUGCUAUAAAAAGAUCCGCUUCGGAUGCAUUCGAUGAGCCUUCUUCCAUCAAAUUGGAACAAGAUGAAGUUAAAGUUGAACCUUUUGAAGCCGAAGUUGAAGUCGAUGGUAAAUCGUCUAUUGUCGUCGUUGAUAGCGAAAUAAGUGGUGGAGGAGAAGCCAAAAGGCUUAAAACCGAAUACUAUUCGGACAAUUCAACAUCGUUACCAGGUGCAUUACCUACACCCGGCCCGGUUGGUUUUGAACCAGGAAUGUUUAAACACGAAGAUGAUAGCAAAUCAAAAUCUGAUAAUUCGUCAAAGACGAAGAAAAAGAAGAAGGAUAAAAAGAAACAUAAACACAAGCACAAGCAUAAGCAUAAUAAGGAUAAAGAUCGUGAGAAAAGGGAAAAGAAAGAUCCCAGUUUUACUAGGAUUCAAGCUAAAGAAGAAACACCAGAGACUUUAAGUUCUGGCGAUAGCUCAAGCAACAGCAAUCCACCGCUUAGUUAUACGAACUUUUUUUAAAAAGUAUACAUAAAUAAAAUAAGUGAUGCGAGCUCUACUUUAACUGAGGGCAACGUACAAAAUUUA